Messenger RNA from Anopheles stephensi (Asian malaria mosquito), 1184 nucleotides. Its product is annotated as serine protease SP24D-like. Gene Ontology annotation, biological process: proteolysis. Bases 70 to 888 code for a protein of 272 amino acids. The record is from RefSeq and is a predicted model, not a curated record. The transcript is spliced from 3 exons. Lineage: Eukaryota; Metazoa; Arthropoda; Insecta; Diptera; Culicidae. Gene Ontology annotation, molecular function: serine-type endopeptidase activity.
AGCUUCCCGAGCGUGGGAUGGAAAUUAGUCUUCCGGUGGAUACUCUGAACCGCACGCCAACAAAAAAAAAUGGCCAUCGACGGUAGUAGUGCACGGCGUGUGAUGGUGUUGCUAUUCACCUGCCUAGCUGUGGCGUCAGGUUUACGCUUUCAUCUGAAUGAGCAGAAUGACAUCGCACCGACCAGUUCCGUGGGUCGUCCGUUCUACAAGGGAGCACGUAUCGUUGGUGGAUCACUGGCUGCAGACGGACAGUUCCCGCAUCAGGUGGCAUUGCUGCGAUCGAACGCUCUCACCUGUGGAGGAUCGCUGAUCGAUAGUCGCUGGGUGCUGACUGCAGCGCACUGUGUUUACAGCGGUGCAACACUUGUUCCAGCAUCCGCGCUCGUUGUUGUGGCCGGUUCCGUCAGCUUGAAUGCCGGUGUACGGCGUACGGUGGCAAGAGUGAUUCCACACGAACGGUACGGCAACUUCCAGAAUGAUGUGGCCCUGCUGCAGUUGCAGCUGGCACUGCCCACUACGGCGUACAUCCGACCGAUUGCCCUUCGCACGACCAGCGUGCCAGCGGGCAGCGAGAUCAUUAUCUCUGGCUGGGGCCGCACGUACCAGGGUGGUCCAGUAUCCACCCGGCUUCGAUACAACCGUGCUACCGUAAUCCAGGACCAGCAGUGCCGUGCAGCGACCGGUAUUUCUAGCGGACUUAUCUGCUUUACCUCGCCGGUGAAUAAUGGUGCCUGCAACGGUGAUUCGGGUGGUCCUGCCGUGCUGAACAAUCAGCUCGUCGGUGUUGCUAACUUCAUCAUCAACUACUGUGGCUCGAGCAGCCCGGACGGGUACGCGAAGGUGUCUGACUUUGUGCCCUGGAUUCAGGCAGCGAUGCGCCGCUAUUAGUCAUGCCGCUCGGCUGGUUCGGCGGUGCUGUGAUUAUUUGCAAAAAAAAAAAAACGAAGAAGCAACACAAAUGUGAUGGGAAAAUAUUUAUUCACCUGAUGCGCCGCGCGUGUGCAUGUGACGUCUGUUUGGUAAAGUGGGCGGACGGUUGGGGCAGAUUGCAACAACUGAUUGUUGUACGCUAGCUACACGCGGUGGUAUCUUGUCGAUGCACGGGUGGGCGCUUGUGGGAAGUUGGUCUCUUUUAAAUUCAGAUAUAAAUAAACAGGGAGUAUGUGGAUUGUUUUGCAUUAAAA